Pelagomonas calceolata is the source of this 5114-nucleotide messenger RNA. NCBI's taxonomy places the organism in Eukaryota, Pelagophyceae, Pelagomonadales, Pelagomonadaceae. The record is from the annotation of a GenBank genome assembly.
CCGGUUGACAAUGGCAGAGCCGCCGCACGGCAUCAGUGAAAGCAAAAACGUGAGCAUCAUGCUGCCAUAGCACCCGCACCGGCUGCCCAUCCCAAAAAAUGCAUCGCUUGGCGUCGUUGCGAUCCAAAAUAACCAAAAAGGAGGAACCCCAACAAAAUACAAAAGAGGCCGUCCCGAAGCAGUGGCGGGCCCUCGCCGAAUGCUUGACGAGCUUCGCGCGCGCGGCGAAACGCGACGAAUCCACGAAUUUGAGGUAUGUCUACGACAAGUUGGGCGCGUUCGCGAGCCGCGACGUCGUCGAUAGGACCAUAGACGCCGCAGCUGUAUCAAACGACGCGGACCACCUGCAACCGUCCGCGCGGCGCGUCCUCCACGGCGGCGAGGCGGCGGCUCGAGGCACGCCCAAAAUUAUGAAUCUCGUGGACGACGCGGGCCUCGCCGAGGCGAGAGCCGCGGCCCAGCUCUUCGCCGAGAGCGUCAGAAGCACGGUGCCGUGUCCGGAAGGCUAUAACCUCACGACGACGCGCGCGAUCCGCUGCGGCGCGCCGCACUGCUUCGCGCGGGAGGGCGCGCACGACUGGUUUUCGCCCCAGAUAGCCUCAUCAACCGGAAGCGGCCCGCGCUUCCACCGCGACGGUCUGAAUGUGGAAACGGAACGGGGCGAGUUCGGCGGGCGCGCGGGACAGGAGCUCGCUCUCUUAUCGCCGCGCGGCGGGCCGCUCGGGGCCUGCGAAGCAAUAGCAAGGUGCGCGGCCGGCGGCGGCGCAUUGCAUCGACGGGGCGCCCCGCUGCGCGUCGUCGGCGUCCAGGUCUCGGUGCUCGUCGCGGGGCCCGACCUCGAGCGGGCCAUGGAGCUUUUUGGCACCGUGGUCCUCCGCGAGGCGCUCCAAGCGUCCGAAAGCGAGCGCUGCAUCGUGCUCGCGCUGGAGACCGCGGGCGUCGCGACGGGCGGCCCGACGGCGCGCGACGCGCUCGACGUCCUCGAGGCCACGACCACACCAGCCGCGGCCGCGGCCGUCGCCGUGACCGCCGCCGCGGAGGCGGCGACGCCCGCGCGGCGCUGGCGGGUAGCGCGUCUGAAAAAGAGGCGCGACGCCGCCGCCUUCACGACGGCGCUCAAGGGCAGCACCAUAAAGAAGAAUGCGGCCCGGUUGGCGCUCCUGCUGAGGUGCCCGGGCGGGCUCGUCCGCGUCGAGGCCACGUAUGCGCUGCACUUCGCGGAGCCGCAGCGCCCGGUCCGGGCCUUCUCGGCGGAGCCGGCGGCGUCGAUCCUGGACGGCGUCUUCCCCACGGACGUUGAUGCGGACGCCUACGCCAGCCGCGCGGCCGCGCCGGCGGAAGAUGUGAGAGACGCCGUGCUGCGGUGCCAGCGCCUCAGCGCGGCCGGGCUCCGGUGCGGCGACAAGGCCCUGGCCGCGGCGGCCGUGACGCCCGCGCGCCCGCAGCUCGCCCCGGGCGCCGCCGCGCUGGCCGCCGUCGCGGCCGACGCGCGCGAGCUCCGCCGGGGCGCGCGGGCCGUCGCCGACGCGCUGCGGGUCAUCGCGGACGCGCUGCGGCCGAAGGCGGCGAACCGCACGGCGCACGCCUUCUGCGGGCCCGCCGCGGCGUGCGCGCUCGCGUCCGAUGCGAUGGACGACGACUGGGGCCUCUGGCAGCCGGCCUCGGACGACGUCUCCGGCGACCCGUGGCUGUUCGGGGGCGUCGGCGCCGGUCCCUCCGACGCCCAGAAGGCGCGAUCUAAAAGCGGCCUCGCGUCGCCGGCCAAGAGCAAGCGGCCGGGCACGGGCGCGAGCGCGGCGUCGAAGCGCGACGACGACGCCGAGGAGACGCUGUCGCGCGCGGCGUGUCGAGCUUGGUUGCACGUCGCCGAGCACGAUUUCAUGAAGUGGCGCGACCGGGCCGUCGACUACGCGCGACGAGCAGGGGCGGCGCAGGACGCCGAAGACGUCGACACGGUUUUCCUCGCCUCGGUCCUGCGGCAGGACCUCGCUGCGGUGUCCGAGGGCGGAGACGACGCGCUCCGGGCAGGCGCGGCGGCGCGGUGGGACCGCCUCGCGGCGGCUGUGGCGCUCGAACGGCCGGACGUCGUCCUGAAAAGUGGUUCAUCAUACGAAACGGAGGACGGCGACGCGCCGGGGCUGCUUCUAGGCGACGGCGAGGACGCGCUCGGGCGCGUCGGCCUGCUCGGACCCGGUCGGCGGCGCGGCGCGCUGGCCGCGGCGGCCGCCGACGCGCACCGCGACGCCGUCGCCGACGUGCAUCUGCGGCGGGACGGCGGCGGCCUGCGGCUGCCGGACCUGGCCCGGCUGUUCGCGGGAGACGACAACGCGGAGGUGCUGCACGCGGAGGCGGACGUCGACGUCGUCGACGGCCCGGACGGCUUCGUGGAAGUGGCGGCCACCAGUGAUAGAGUAGUAGCGGUCCACGGCGUCGGCUGCCUCGGGAUGGACGCCCGGGCCGUCGCGGCCCUCAUUGACGCCUCGCUGCAACAGCCAAAGACCACGGACGACGAGGCCUGGUUCGCCGACGCGACGCAGUCCGCCAAGCCUCCGCCAAAGCCCAAGCCCCUCCGGCUCGAGCGGCCGGGCAACGCCCCGCUCGACGACUGGGCGCCCGCGCGCCACGUCCUCUCGGCGGCGCUGCACGCCGCCGCGACGCGGCUCGAGCGCAUCGGCGGCCUCUUCGGCGUCGCCGAGCGGGGCCUCGACGCGCGGGCCUGGGCGGCGGUCGCGGCGCGCGCGGCCGACGACGUCAGGAACGCGCGCCUCGAGCGCCGGCGGCGCCAGGCCGCGGCGGCGCGCGCGGAGCGGCGGCGGGCGCGCGGCUUCGAGGGCGACGCCGCCGUGGCGCCGGAGCCCGUCGAAGAGGUCAGGGACCCCGCGAGCGUCGUCGACGCGCUGACGGCGGUCGCGAAGCGCGCGCGCGGCGCCGCCAAGAAACUGCGCGAGGCGGAGCUCGCGCCGUUACGUCCCGAACCUUCGCCGUCCGCGGCACCUACAAAAAUCGAGGGUGGCGACGCGGCGGCCGUCGUCGUCAAGACGGGCGCCGCGGCCUGCCUAGCGCGCGCCGCGUACGAGACUGUCAAUGAUGCCUGGGCGCCGGCGCUCUACCGCGUCGCCGUCGCCGCGUACCGCGGCGCGAACGUCCAACGCCUCGCGCGCGGGGCGACGGACGCGGCCCUCUGCUUCGACGCGCUGGGCCGCGCGCCGCCGGAGCCGGGCAAGGAGCCCGUCCGCAUGCGCGCCGAGGCCGACGCCGCCCGGUUCACGGAGAGCGCCGCCGCCGCGCGGGCCGCGGCGGAGGCCCAGGUCGCCGAGCUCCGGGCCUCGCUCGCCAGCGCCCAGCUGGCUUUACAAAAAGCCGCGGGCUUCGGCGCGACGAGCGCGGCCCAGGUGCGGCGCGAGCUUGGCGCGGCGCUGCGCCUCGCCGACGCGAAGACGGCCCGGUUCGCGGCCCACGCCGCGGCGCGGUCGCUCGACGAGCGGUCCGCGACGCGCCGCGCGGCCGCGCUGCGAGCCCAGCCCAGCGCGGUCGGCGGCGUGUGGGCCUGCGAGGGCGUCUACGGCACGCGGCGCGCGGUCGCCUGCGUGUCCAGGAACGCCCGCUUGAUUUUGAAUCGCUUCACGAAUGCGUUGCUGCCCCGCGGGCCGACGAUGACGCCGACGUUCGACGGCGAGGCGCCCAAUCUCCGUGCGCACGUCGCGUUGCGCGGCGACGCGAGUUCCUAUAUUCGCGCGCAGCUCGACGUGCUCGCGACGUGCCGCACGCCGGAGCAUUCCAAGAAUGCGCCGCGCGCCGGCGCGGCCGCGUGCGUCGAGCUCGCGGCGGCCCUGGACGACGCCGACGUCGCGCAGGGUCUGUUCGGCCGCGCGAAGCCUUUGAGAAAGGCGGCGCGCGCGGCGGCCCUGCUCAAACGCGGUGGCCUGGCGAACAUCGUGCGGGCCGCCGCGAAGAAGGAUCCCCUGGAAGCGGCCGCGCCGAAGCAGGAGCUCCUGCUCGUCGCCGUCGCCGCGGGGCCCGGCGCCGACAAGUGGGGCGGCGGCGCGCUGCGGUUCGGGAGCGGCGCCCUCGCGACGCGCGCGGGCCGCGAGCGCGCGCUCAAGGACAUCGGGAGGCUCCAGCUCGUGUUCGGGGGCCAGUGUCCCCUGGGACUUCACGCGCUGUUGCCCGUUGAUAAAACCUACGUGGCGGUCGUCCUCCGCGUGGCGCUGUGGCAGAUCGGCCCGGCGGCCGACGCCUCGCGCAAUAACCUCCUGGUCGACGCUUCGGCGCGCGAGAACGUCUCGGCGUCGUCGGAGGGCGCGCAGGCGCUCGCGGCGACGGCGGCGUCCUUGAAGCGCGGCGACCACGAGGGCGAGGUCGCGCAGACGCUUUCGGACAUUCGGGAGGCGGCCGAGCGCGGCGAGUGGAGACGGGUCUACUCGCUAGAUCGCCGCCUCGCGCUCGCCGGCGACGUGGCGGCGACGAGCGCGCCGCCGGCGACGGCGCCGGCCGAGGCGUUGCGAGGUCUCAGCGUCGCCCCGCUGGAAAAAAGGCUCGCGGCGCACGUGCGAUUGUUGGAUGGUACCGUCCAGGACGCCUUGCGGCUCGAGGGCCUCUGUGGUGUCUUGCGCGCGUUGCUGGUGUUGCCCAAGCAUCUGCGAGCAAAGGUCUCGCCGCAAAAGAUCGGGGACCACGCGCAAGUCGUGGUCGACGGCGUCGACGCCCUCGUCGCGUCGCCGCAGAGCGUCCACUUCUCGGGCGCCGGUCGGUCCCUCGCGGGGAAAUUACGGGGCUCCGACGCGACCGCGCCCGGACUCGUGGUGACGUCGCUGGCCGCCGCCGCCGCGGCCCGCCUGGCCGACGCGGACGUGUCCGAGGGCCGACAACCCGCGAAUGCCACCAAGGUCGCGGGCGCGCGCGCGCAAGCCGCGGCCCUGGCGCUGCUGCGCGAGGCGGCCGAUUUUUCGAGGGCUCUCGGGGAAGCGGCGGCGGCGAACGCCCACGCCGGAGACUUCGAGAUGGCCGUCCACGUGGCCGCGCUGCGGUGGGGCGCGGCGCCGGUCGACGUCGCCGACGGCCCGGAGGAUGCGACGUCGCCGGGCGUGCCGACGCCCCGCGGGUUCUUUGACUAA